Messenger RNA from Phalacrocorax carbo (great cormorant), 1318 nucleotides. NCBI's taxonomy places the organism in Eukaryota, Metazoa, Chordata, Aves, Suliformes, Phalacrocoracidae. The record is from RefSeq and is a predicted model, not a curated record.
GGAGAGCUGCGCGGCCGCCAUUUUGUGGGAGGGCGCUGGCGAAGGGCAGAGCGUGGCGGUGGCGGGACGGCGGCGGCGGCAGAGGACAAGCAACAAUGGCUGGCCAUGACUCGGGAUCUCAACACCAGUUCACUGGAUUUCAGAAGUACUUCAAUUCCUACACCAUCACAGGCAGGAGGAAUUAUGUAAUAGCAACAUACACAGGCGUUGCAAUGCUCAUCUUGUAUUUCAAGCUUAGACCUAAAAAGAAAACUCCUGCUGUGGCAGACAAGUAAAUGGUUGCUGCCAUGUCUGAACCUCCAAUCUGUGUCAGUGUAAUGCAAGCUGAUGACCUGUUGUGGCUAAUAAAAUCUGAGUAAUUACUUGUUUAAUUAGAAAUAUGAAAUGGUGCAAAAAAGCAUAAAUGUGGCACUUUGGUUUUUUUUCCCUCUGUCAAAAAUAGUUAUUUGUAGUGGAGAUGGAGUAGCUGAUUCCUGUCAUUACUAUCUUAACUCUUCUGCUGUACCUGGCAGUAACCUAGGAAAGACCUCAGCAGCAUGACCAUAACACCAACACAGAGCUUACAGCUGAUCAAAGGAUCUCACACUUCUGCAUCACAGUGGAUAACAGUAAGCUAACGUGGUUUGCAGGUACCUGGUUGCUCCCAUUUUUUGCAUUCCAAGCUAGUAGCUUACAUGGAAACAGUGGCUUCUUCGCUAUUACUAAUAUAGUGCAGAUUACAACUUCUGCCUCCGGUUGUCCAUAUUUGGCAUAGAGCUUGCUUGGUUUUGAUGGAAAACCUCCCAAAGCAGACUGAUCAAAUUAUGGUAUUUGAGUUUUUUCUGUUACUGGCUGCUCUUGCAGAGGUAACUGCCAGAAAGAAAAUGGCUUACUUUGCUGCUGUUAAGCUCUUAUAACUCUACACAUUCAUAAAUAGUGCUUAUUUUUACUGGACAUAGUCUCUUCAUAAAUGAGGUGUUCCUACCACAGUUAGAUAUAUUUAGUGCCCAACACUAAAAUUUGUCUGUCGCAUUCUCCAUGGUGUAUCUCACUUAAAACUGGGUACUUUCCUUAGAUAUCACAUUAGUGCAGACUUUUGAAUAUGAUUAUAUGGCACGUUCUUCUCAGAAGGAUGCCAGCCAGAGGGGCUGAACUUCUGAUGCUAAAGCAUGCAAAUGUGCUUCCCAAACUGACGGCAGCCGGAGGUAGGCAUAGUUGCUUGGAAAAAAGGAGGGCUAAACUACAGGGUCUUUGUGCUCUUGCACUCUAGGUCGUGUAUCUUAAAGCCAUUUGUACACGCUGGACCUUCUGAAUAAAUCUAGUUGUCUUCCUCUCCUGA